This is a messenger RNA of Medicago truncatula (barrel medic), 1340 nucleotides long. RefSeq names its product class V chitinase. The record is from RefSeq and is a predicted model, not a curated record. Gene Ontology annotation, cellular component: extracellular region. Gene Ontology annotation, biological process: chitin catabolic process; carbohydrate metabolic process. Gene Ontology annotation, molecular function: chitinase activity; chitin binding. The coding region runs from base 37 to 1134 and encodes 365 amino acids. NCBI's taxonomy places the organism in Eukaryota, Viridiplantae, Streptophyta, Magnoliopsida, Fabales, Fabaceae. The transcript is spliced from 2 exons.
UAUGCAAGACAAUUUGCAUCCACGGUAACAAAGAAAAUGGCUUACUCCAAAAAGCAUUCAUUCCUCUUGAUUUCCACUCUCCUCAUGAUUCUCCAACUCCAAUUAUCCUUUACAAAUGCUAUGAUUAAAGGUGGCUAUUGGUAUUCUGAUAGUGGCCUUGCAGCUUCUGAUAUUGAUCCCUCUUAUUUCACCCACUUGUUUUGUGCAUUUGCUGACCUUGAUACUGCUACCAACCAAGUCACCAUUUCUCCUGCAAACGCAGCAAGAUUCUCAACCUUCACCCAAACUGUUCAGGCAAAAAGUAGUUCAGUGAAAACCCUUCUAUCAAUUGGUGGUGGGGGUGGUCCUACUUUGGCACAAAAAUAUGCCAACAUGGCUAGCACACCUGGUGGCCGGAAAUCAUUCAUAGAUUCUUCAAUCCGAGUAGCCAGAAAUAACAACUUUCAUGGCCUUGAUCUUGACUGGGAGUAUCCAUCCUCAGACACAGAAAAGGCCAACUUUGGUUCGCUAAUCAGGGAAUGGAGAGCUGCCGUGACCACAGAAUCUAGGAGUUCCGGCAAGCCAGCACUGCUGUUAUCUGCUGCAGUGGGUGGCUCUGAUCAGAUAACUCCAUUGAAGUACUACCCUGGUCAAGAUGUUGCAAACAACUUGGAUUGGGUUAAUGUAAUGACCUAUGACCUUUACAUCUCAGAUACAAAUCCAACUCAAACACAACCACCCGCUCCUUUGAAAAACCCAACUGGCUUGUUCAGUGCAGAUGAAGGUAUCAAUAAAUGGGUAGGGUUAGGUGUGCCAAAAAACAAACUUGCACUUGGUUUACCCUACUAUGGUUAUAAGUGGAGAUUGGCAGAUCCUAAUAACCGUAGAAUUUAUAGUAAAGCUACGCAGGGACUAGGGGCAGUGAAGUACAAGGAUAUAAAAAAUACUGGAGGGCAGAUUGUGUACAACUCCACAUAUACUCAAAAUUACUGCUUCAAAGGUACAGAUUGGUAUGGAUAUGAUGACACUCAAAGUAUAGCUAACAAGGUUAUUUAUGCCAAACAAAAUGGAUUGUUUGGAUAUUUUGCUUGGCAUAUUGAACAAGACAGCAACUGGGCUCUUUCUGAAGCAGCUUCUCGUAACUGGGGGACCUAGUAAUGUAAAGUAGACAGAGUUCUAUGUUGCAAAGAGAGCAAAGGAAGGUUAUCUACACUAUAAUAAAGUUAUAAUGACCAUAUUAGUUUCUAUCCUCUCAUGUAAUAGUAAAAAAUAAGAAUGAGAUAUUAAAUGAUCUAUAGUAAUAAAAAAAGAACUCCUGCUUUGCUUCUCUUGAUCUAAUCAAUAAGAAGUUUUAUUCAAUA